AUGACGUGCUCCAAGAAGUUCAUGCGGAACUACAAGGUGUUUGACGCUGUGUAUGUCCAUCUCGCGGAUGAUGGAAUUGUCCAAGCAAUCGGCAGUGGGGACAUUGUCAUGUCGAUGAAGACACCCCAAGGGAUGAAGAAAGGUGUGCUCACAAACGUGUGGCACAUCCCAAAGUUAUCCAGAAACCCGUUCUCAGUCGGCCGCUUCACCAAGGAUGUCGACCCAGUGACGUUCACAAAGGAUGGGUGCUAUGGAGAAGCGAAAGGGGUCAAGUGGAAAAUUGGUGCCCGUGAAGGUAAAGGACUGUUCAAGCUGCAAAUGGCUUCAGCGGCGCCGGAACAAGCAAAUGCAGCCAAGUCGUCGGGAUGUCAAGGGGGCACCAAGUCGUACCUCUGGCACCUUCGGCUUGGCCACAUAGGUCAUGAUGGACUCAAUAGCACCGUGACGAAGAACAUUGGAAUUGGCAUCGACAUAUCUUCGGCGAAGAAGUAG
Messenger RNA from Peronospora matthiolae, 492 nucleotides. NCBI's taxonomy places the organism in Eukaryota, Oomycota, Peronosporomycetes, Peronosporales, Peronosporaceae. The record is from the annotation of a GenBank genome assembly.